UCACUUCAGACACGUCAUUGCUGGAUGAGGAGACUAAAACGGAAUCGGGAUCUCUUCACAAUAACUUCAAAAUAAGUAGAAAGUAACAAAACAAAAGAGGCACGAGUAACGUUUAGGAAAACUCGUAAGCUACUCUUAUUGUUGUUGAUUUGGAGCAUGUGAGAAGAUAAACGAGUUGAAUCGAUUCUAUCGGACGGUAUUUGCACCUUCUCUGGAUGUGGUCGCACGGUUUUUUACGUGAAACUAGAGUGAAUUUCGAAAGGACUUAAUUUAAUGUUAAUUACACAUUGCUGGCGGUACUGGGGCUGCAUCCAGAACACACGCGAAGAGAGGAGGAUAGCGGAGAGGCGUGCGCUUCUGGUGUAUAGAUGGGGGGAAGGAGAAUAAGUAGAGCCUACUAUUUCCAUGUAAAUAAUGGCUUACCAUUGAGCUUUCUUUGAGGAUUUAACGGCAUCUGCAAAAAAAAACGUUUGUUUGAAAGAAGUGGACAGCUCAUCUUCCAUGGAGGUUCAUUGCAAUUUUGGAGACUUGAUGUGUGACAAAAACGGACCGCACAAACGGAUUGAGCUCCAGGAUUACGACACUAUUCUGCAAGAUGAUCGUUGUGAUGAGCAUGGUGACCCAACCUCCAAAUGAGCAUGUCCCCAGGCAAGAGGCCAAGACUACAUUUUCCAUCUAAUUGUCCUGACUUCAGGUGAUUGGAAUUAUGGGGUGAUUUCCAUCUCUACAAGCUGACAGAAACAUGGAUUUGAACUUCUCCAUGGUCCGUGAUAGCGAUAAUUUGCCAGAGAGAAACUCAUCCAAGCGUGUUCUGACAGGCUGUUUUCUCUUUGCGCUCAUCCUGACCACACUGCUAGGGAACACGCUGGUAUGUGUUGCCGUCACCAAGUUCCGCCACCUGCGUUCAAAGGUCACCAACUUCUUUGUGAUCUCUUUGGCCAUCUCAGACCUGCUGGUGGCCAUCUUGGUGAUGCCAUGGAAGGCAGCGACGGAGAUCGUGGGCUUCUGGCCCUUCGGAGCCUUCUGCAACAUCUGGGUGGCAUUCGACAUCAUGUGCUCCACAGCGUCCAUUUUGAACUUAUGUGUCAUCAGCGUGGACAGAUAUUGGGCGAUCUCAAGCCCGUUCCGCUAUGAGAGGAAGAUGACACCCAAGGUGGCAUUUAUUAUGAUCAGUGUGGCAUGGACUCUGUCCGUGCUUAUCUCCUUCAUCCCUGUGCAGUUGAACUGGCACAAGGCUGCAGUGUUGGAGCUCAACAGCACUUAUGGGGAGCUGCCUCCGGACAAUUGCGACUCCAGCCUUAACAGGACUUAUGCCAUCUCCUCCUCCCUCAUCAGCUUCUACAUCCCUGUGGCAAUCAUGAUCGUGACUUACACCCGGAUUUACAGAAUUGCCCAGAUACAAAUCAGGAGAAUCUCAGCCCUGGAGAGGGCUGCGGAGAGUGCCAAGAACCGCCACAGCAGUAUGGGGAACAACUCCAACAUGGAGACGGAGAGCUCCUUCAAGAUGUCUUUCAAAAGAGAAACCAAAGUCCUAAAGACCCUCUCUGUCAUAAUGGGGGUGUUUGUAUGCUGCUGGCUGCCCUUCUUUAUCCUCAACUGCAUGGUGCCCUUCUGUGAGGCCAACAGCACCUCUGAUUUCUUCUGCAUUAGCCCUGCUACAUUUGACGUGUUCGUCUGGUUCGGCUGGGCCAACUCCUCACUCAACCCCAUCAUAUAUGCCUUCAACGCGGACUUCCGCAAAGCAUUCUCUAUCCUGCUGGGUUGCCACAGACUCUGCCCGGGCAGCAAUGCCAUAGAGAUAGUGAGCAUCAACAACAAUGGAGCUCAGCCACCUGCGUCCCAGUAUCAGCCUAAAGGGCACAUUCCCAAGGAGAGAAACAAUGCCACCUAUGUGAUUCCCCACAGCAUCCUGUGUCAGGAGGAGGAGCCGCAGAAGAAGAAUCAGGUUGGGAUUAAGACCUUGGAGAAACUGUCCCCGCCUCUUUCUGAAAACUUGGACAGCGAUGCAGAUGUGAUUAAUCCUAUAACUCAGAACGGCCAACACAAAACUGUGAGAUGUUGAUUGGUGUAUGUAUUGGUAUACAAAAAUAGAAGGAACCCACAGAGGGAGAGACCAGGCAGAAUACCUAGCAAAGGUGUGGGGUAUACAAACUGAGCUUCACUGCAAACCUUAAAUCUCUAAUCACUAUGGAAAUCUACAGAAUGUUUCAAAUGAAGGCACUUUAUCCUGGUUAACUAUCUGCAAAACACCUUCAGCAUUUAUUAAUGAAGUAUAGACAGAUGUGUUGAUAAAUGUUCCAUAACUUGAAUAAAGAAAAAAUAAAUACACACAUGUAUACAUGUGUUGUAUUUACAAAUACGUAUACAUUUGCAUAUAUGUACAGUAGUGAUGUUACAAAUAUCCUGGAUGCCAUUAUAACAUGGAGAAAGAAGUAGAAAUAUUAGCUAAAUGUCUUGUAAGUGCUUUACAUUUAUGUAUACAGUGUGUUUCAUAUUCUCCGUUGAACUAUAAAGAUAAUUGGUUUUGCUA
Messenger RNA from Oncorhynchus masou masou (cherry salmon), 2530 nucleotides. RefSeq names its product D(1)-like dopamine receptor. Gene Ontology annotation, molecular function: dopamine neurotransmitter receptor activity, coupled via Gs; G protein-coupled receptor activity. Gene Ontology annotation, biological process: adenylate cyclase-activating adrenergic receptor signaling pathway; G protein-coupled dopamine receptor signaling pathway; vasodilation. Lineage: Eukaryota; Metazoa; Chordata; Actinopteri; Salmoniformes; Salmonidae. The transcript is spliced from 2 exons. Bases 743 to 2062 code for a protein of 439 amino acids. The record is from RefSeq and is a predicted model, not a curated record. Gene Ontology annotation, cellular component: plasma membrane.